Molecule: messenger RNA, 4842 nt
Organism: Spinacia oleracea (spinach)
Lineage: Eukaryota; Viridiplantae; Streptophyta; Magnoliopsida; Caryophyllales; Amaranthaceae
Product: DNA repair protein UVH3
Exons: 15
Coding region: 73-4692 (1539 amino acids)
Biological process (GO): nucleotide-excision repair
Cellular component (GO): nucleus
Molecular function (GO): DNA endonuclease activity; single-stranded DNA binding
Source: RefSeq, a predicted model, not a curated record
GCCUAACUAAAAAUCUAAUUCCCACAAGAACUUCGCAUAAGUGAAAACAAACAAGUUUCAGUAUUUGCAAAGAUGGGAGUGCACGGCCUGUGGGACCUUCUCGCCCCGGUGGGCCGCCGUGUUUCCGUCGAAACUCUCACCGGGAAACGCCUUGCCAUCGAUGCUAGCAUAUGGAUGGUACAAUUCAUGAAGGCGAUGCGCGACGAGAGAGGUGAAAUGGUGAGGAAUGCUCAUGUGCUCGGAUUUUUCCGUCGCAUUUGCAAGCUUCUGUUUCUUCGUACAAAGCCGGUGUUCGUGUUCGAUGGCGGAACACCUGCUUUGAAGCGGAGGACUGUUAUUGCGAGGCGGAGACAGAGAGAGAAUGCGCAGGCGAAGAUUCGUAAGACUGCUGAGAAAUUGCUUUUGAACCAUGUUAAAGCAAUGAGACUGAAACAACUGGCUGAUAAUCUCAAGGAUCAAAAUUACAAAAACAAUUCUAAGGGAAAAGGGGCAAUGUUGAAUGAAUCCGACACAACAAAUAAAAAUGAGGCAGUAUCGGAGAGUCACAAUCAGGAAAUGUUAGAUGAAAUGUUGGCUGCAUCAAUACAGGCAGAGGAGUCUGGUGAGCUUGCCACUGGAUCAAGCGGUGCUGCCGAGAUUGGUAGCUCUAGUGGCAAUGCAUCUGCCUCUACUGCAGUGCUUCCCAAAGAAGACGAUGAUGAUGAAUCUGAUGAAGAGAUGAUACUACCAGUAACUGACGGAAAUGUGGAUCCAGCUGUAUUAGCAGCUUUGCCUCCAUCUAUGCAACUUGAUCUUCUUGUUCAGAUGAGGGAAAGAUUGAUGGCAGAAAACAGACAAAAGUAUCAAAAAGUAAAAAAGGUUCCUCAGAAGUUCUCUGAACUCCAAAUUGAGGCAUAUCUUAAAACAGUUGCUUUCCGCCGUGAAAUUGAUCAAGUUCAAAAAGCUGCUGCCGGAAAGGAUGUAGGUGGUAUUCAGACUUCUCGAAUAGCAUCUGAAUCUAAUAGGGAAUUCAUUUUCUCGUCAUCCUUUUCUGGAGAUAAACAGCUUCUUGCAUCAGGUGAAGCUGAGAAAAUUCCUAAGAUUCAACAAACGAAGGAAAAGAAGGAUUCUCACUUUGAUAUUCUCAAUGCCAUGGCUUCUGCUACCAAGUCUAGUACAGAAUCUGAACCAGGUAUUGACGAAGCUGUUCAAACUUUCAUAGAUGAGAAAGGGCAUAGGCGUGUCAGUAGUAGAAGAGCUAUGGGCAUUCGUAUGACAAGAGAUUUACAGAGGAACAUAGAUUUGAUGAAAGAACUUGAACAGGAGAGGACAACUGUUAAUAUUGAAGCAAAAGCUCAGACUAACCCUGAUAUGGGAGGUCAAUCAAUGGAAUCUCACUGUAAUGUAAAAUCUGUCGAGGGAGUGAAUGAUUUUAACUGUGACAUUGUGCAAAACAGCACAGUGAACUCAUCAUUAGAGCCCGAGAGCCAUAAGGAUGCACUAAAGAGUGAAAGUUGUAUAAAGAUAACUUUUGAUGAUGAUGUGAAGCAAAGAUCUUUUGAUGGUGAUGAUGAAUUUUUUUCUCAUCUUGUGGUUGGAGAUCAGGUACCACUUUGUUCUGCUAACAAUUCUAGCUCAGAUUGUGAAUGGGAAGAUGGUAUGAUUAGUGGGGAAAGGGGAAGUUUAAUUAAUGGGAAUAAAUUGGCUGCAAGUUCUUUUCCUGCACAAGAUGGAAAUAUAAAUGAUUCUGAUGUGGAAUGGGAGGACGGGACCACUCUAAUGAAUGAUAAAUGUAAUUCAAAGUUUUCCGACGUGGAAGACAUCAAUGAUGAAGAGACUGGAGUGAAGUGGCAGGAAGAACUUACUAUCACUGAUAUUCAUGAAGAUGCCCGGUCGCUUUAUUCGAAUCUUCAGACGGACAUCUCAAAAGGAUCCGCAGAAGAAGAAGCUGCUUUGCAGGAGGCUAUAAGGAGGAGUCUUGAGGAUUCAACUGGUGGAAAGUCAAGUUGUGUGUCAUAUAAUCUGAAGGCUGAUGGCUGUGCAUUCAAUAGAGAUCUGCAGUUGGAAAGUUGCCUUCCUCUGCCUAGCUCACAUCUGGAGAGGGUUUUGGAUGGUCAUCAGCUAUCUCAAUCAUCUGUUAAUAUGUAUAAUCAAUCUAAUUUCUUGUCUGAAAAGAAUUCCUGUGCUCUGAGUAAUCUUGGUAUGCACUCAACAUCAGGCGCAUUUGUUCCUGUUGGACCAGCCCCUCACAUAGAUACCAAGAAUGACCUUAAUGAGCAGCAACUGAGUACUAGCUCAGAGAAUGCACAGACUAGUAAUCUGGCUGGUUCCGGUGUUCCAACAGACAUGGCUGCUGGUGUACCUGCCACACUGCCUGAAAAUAUUGUUAACGAUGUUACAACUGAGAGGGCUUUUCCCUCAAGUAAUUUUGAUAUGGCACAUGGAAAUCUCGUUGGUCAUACAUCAUCCAUUUUAGAGGAGAAGACACUAUAUGGCGAUCUCAAAACGUCAGUGGGAAAAGAUGAUACCUGCCAUUUAAGCGAUGAUGUGAAGACUUCUGCUUUCAAAGAUAAGGAAAACACUCUUGAACCCCUGGGAAUCAAUGUAGAGGAUGAAUUAUUAGUGCUUGAUCAAGAAUACAAAACUCUUGGGGAUGAACAGAAAAGGCUUGAACGCAAUGCAGAUUCGGUUAAUGCUGAAAUGUUUGUGGAAUGUCAGGAAUUACUUCAAAUGUUUGGGUUACCAUAUAUAAUUGCACCAAUGGAAGCAGAAGCUCAAUGUGCUUAUAUGGAGCUUGCAAACCUUGUAGAUGGGGUUGUCACUGAUGAUUCUGAUGUUUUUCUCUUCGGAGCCCAAUGUGUAUACAAAAAUAUAUUUGAUGACCGCAAGUAUGUCGAGACCUACUUUAUGAAGGAUAUUGAAAAUGAGCUAGGUCUGAACAGAGAGAAAUUAAUUCGCAUGGCUUUGCUGCUCGGGAGUGACUAUACGGAAGGUAUUAGUGGAAUUGGAAUUGUCAAUGCUAUUGAAGUUUUAAAUGCAUUUCCCGAGGAAGAAGGGUUUCAUAAAUUUCGUGAAUGGAUUGAAUCGCCUGAUCCAGCAAUACUUGGAAAAGUGGGGGUGCAGUCAGGAUCCAGCUCAAAGAAAAAAGGGUCAAAAGCUUCUAAGAAUAGGAUGAGCAAUUCUAAAAGUGACAUGGAAGGAAACUCUGCAGCUGACUCUUGCACUUUGCUGGAAUAUGACGACGAUGAGGCUAGGAAUGACAUCCAAAAAAUGAAGCUCACUUUCAUGAAUAAGCAUAGAAAUGUAAGCAAGAAUUGGCAUAUCCCUGCUUCUUUUCCAAGUGAUGCAGUGAUCUCUGCUUAUGCAGCUCCACAAGUGGAUAAGUCAACUGAACCUUUUGCUUGGGGAAAGCCUGACAUUUUUUCCCUUCGUAGAUUGUGCUGGGAAAAGUUUGGAUGGGCUAGCCAGAAGGCUGAUGAGUUGCUUUCACCAGUCCUGAAGGAGUACAAUAAGCAUGAGACUCAAUUGCGGCUCGAAGCAUUUUAUACUUUCAAUGAGCGAUUCGCCAAAAUCCGCAGCAAGAGAAUAAAACAAGCAGUAAAGGGGAUAACCGGAAAACAGUCCUCAGACUUGGAAAAGGCUAAUGAUUUGCAAGAGAAUCCUGGAAAAAUGGAGAAAAAAGCACGUGCCAGUGGUAACACAAGGAAAAAAUCUGUUUCAAAAAGGAAAGAUCAUGUAGUUGGAGUGAGAAACAGUUCUGCUAAAAAGUUAAAAUCGCAACAGGAAAAGGAGAAUAAAGAAGAGGGACUGUCAACUGAAGUAGGAAGCAUAGGACUCUGUACUGAGGCAGAAAAACAGAGUAAGAGUGAUGCUGGAAGCAGUAGAGUGAGAGGAAGAGGGAGAAGAGCAGCUGCUGGAAGAGGUAGAAGAAAGGAGAAUUCUGAUUCUGAGUGCGAUGAGACCAGUAUACAUGAUCACAAGAGUAGCAGUGAUGAGCAUGAACUGCUACCUGAAAACAUGGAGUUGCCUGAUAGUGUGCGAAGGUCAAAACGUGCCCGGAAAACAGCCAAUUAUUUGGAGGAAGAUGAGGAAAGUGAUGAACUAGUAAUUCCUCUAAACAGGACAAACAAGAAUUGUAGUGAUGAUGGAGCAAGUGGACCGACAUUGUCUCCUUUUUUGAGUGUUCAUGAAGCUGGCAUGGCUAAUGCUAGUGGAGAGAUAGACCUUCCUGGUCAUGGCUUGCCUGGAGACUAUUUAGUAGCGGGUGGUGGAUUCUGUGCUGAAGAAGAUGAAGAAGAAAUAGAGUGUAAUCAAUCAUCUUCUGUCCAGAAAGACACUUCUACUGUUGAUGCAGAUAGUGAAUACUUGCAAAUGGGUGGUGGGUUCUGUGUAGAUGAGGAAGAUGAUCUUCAUUUCCAAGAAUGUGAUGGAGGUGGAGCAUUCACCAUUACCGAUGCUUUAGCCGAGACUAAAGAACAUGGCCUCACAAUUGGCCCACACGAAAGCAUCUCAGUUGCAGCAAGUGUUACCGGUACGGUUCAGGGCUUGCAAAAAGUCCCCUCGUCGGAUUCCAACCUAAGUUCGGGUGAUAAACUUCAAAAUGUUGAUGGAAACCUGUCUAAUGCAGGAGUAAGUACUUACAUUGCUACUCCAACUUCUGUAAACCCAUUCAGUGCUCUUCCGUAUUUGAAAAGAAAGAAAAAGAAACCUUGAUACAGUGAAGGUCUGCAACAUUUUCCAACAGCUUUUGAAGCUGCUGAAAGCUAGGUUGUUUAGUUUUAGGUUUUUGCUGUUACAAAAUGUUAUAUACUUCGUAUACCACAAGGAAUUAGAAUGAGCUUAAUGCAAAGAAAUAUUUGGUUA